Uranotaenia lowii is the source of this 2731-nucleotide messenger RNA. RefSeq names its product G surface protein, allelic form 156-like. Bases 35 to 2674 code for a protein of 879 amino acids. Lineage: Eukaryota; Metazoa; Arthropoda; Insecta; Diptera; Culicidae. The transcript is spliced from 8 exons. The record is from RefSeq and is a predicted model, not a curated record.
ACUUUUCCAUGACAGCAAGUGUGAAUGGGAAAAAAUGGUGGGCACAGGGAGUAGUUUAGUUCCGGUGGUUUUGAUCCUGGCCAGUUUUUGGACCGCAGGAUUCGCCUUAGAUUGUUACAGUUGUACCGGCAAUGGUUGUGUAGAUCAAAAUACUUAUCUCAAUAUCGCAAGUUGUGCUGCUGAUGUUACGGGAUGUUAUGCAAAAUUCACAGGGCUGACGGUGACCGAACGAGGGUGUAAGCUUGAUACUGUGGAAUGCACUACGGCGGAUUGUGAGGAGUGUCAAACGGAUGAAUGUAACGGACUCAGUGUUCCUACUCAUACAUGUGUCAGUUGUUCAUCGGUGGUUGAUACUAACUGUGUCGGAAGUGUGCAAAGUAUCGCUCCAUCACGAUGCGAUGCCGUCACGAUUGAUGUUACAGAAAACCAGUGCUACACGCGAGUUAUAGGCGGCGUAACAGAGCGUGGCUGCGUCGUUUCGAACAGUGAGUUAGAUGCCGCCAACUAUGCGGAUUAUUCGGAAACCUGCACAGGCGAAGGAUGCAACACCGGAAUAGUUCCGAUUACCCGGCAAAAGUGCGUUAAAUGUGUAGGAUCGAGUUGCGACACCGUUACCACGAUCGAUUCCAAUUCCUAUUGCGACUAUCCCGACGAUGGCUGUGUUGUGCUAAGGAGAACCGAUGGAAUCUACUAUAAAAAUUGUCAGAUGGCAAUGUCCACUUCCGAUCAACAACUGUGUUCGUCACAAUCCGCUAGCUGUGCAUUUUGCAUUGGACAAGAGUGUAACACUAAAGACCUGAGUACGCUCAAAGCGGCCGGAGAGCGGAUGUGUCAUUCCUGCAUGGGAACGAACUGUCUGAGAGCAUCGGUUACCCUAGAAACCUGUGCCAACAGUGACGAUGACUGUUACGUUGUUUUCGAGGAAUACAAUGCUGUUCAGCGAGGGUGCGUUUCCUCAAUCACCGAUGAAGUGAUAAAGAAUGCCUGCCAGGAUGAUACCGAUGACAGCUGUAUCGUAUGCUCAACCGAUGAAUGCAAUUUGAUCAGCAGCAAGAAUCACCAAUGCUUCUACUGUUCUUCAGUUUUAAACACCAAUUGUAUCACCGGUACCGGCAUAAGUUCAAUAGCAUGCCCUGCUCCGACAACGGAAGUGACGGAGGAUGCUCAGUGCUACACUAGGGUGCUUGGCAUGGUGACAGAAAGAGGCUGUCUAGGAUCACCCACCGAUGAUUUGCUUUGUAAGCCGGGGGAGAACUGCGAAACCUGUAAAAUUACAAACGGUGCCGCAUGCAACAGUGGACUGUAUCCAGCUGCCAGGAUAAAGUGCGUUAUUGGUAGCACGGCCAACGCUUACUGCGGAAAUCCUACCGAUAGCUGUGCACAAAUCUCACAAAAUUCUGUCAUAACCAAGAAAUGCAAAGCCGGUAUGACAGCGGAUGAAGUAUCCUAUUGCGCAGCUAAUAGCAACAAGUGUUCAUUUUGUUCCGGGGACAACUGUAACCAACAGGAUAUUAACUUCAACUACAUCGAAUGUUUAACAUGCAAUUCAGCAGACUCGACUCAAUGUCUAGCUUCUCCGUUGUCAAUUGGAACCAUCGAAACGUGUUCUUCAUCCUGUGCUACGGUCAUGGGAACGAACGCCGCUGGAGCCCAGUACAUUCGUCGAGGAUGCCAAAGCUCCUUGUCUGAGGCUGAAAAGCAAAUUUGCACUGGCUCCAACAGCAACUGUGUAACCUGUACAGGAAACCGUUGCAACACGGGCAUUGUUCCGCAAUCCCGGUUGGCGUGCUACACUUGUCUCGGAGGGAACUGCUUCAGCCAGCAGACCAUCAGCCUGCAAUACUGCCCCAGCUACGUGGAAAACGAUAGCUGCGUAGUACUGAUGGACAGCCAAGAUCUACUCGUAAGCAUGGGUUGCAAAAGUUCACUUAGUACCCAACAAGCUGCCGCCUGUAAUAAUAAUCCUGCUAGCUGCAAGACCUGUAGCGAAUCGCAGUGUAACGCACCUUCUAAGUAUAUUCCGCGAGCAGCUUGCGUCCAUUGUAGCAGUAUUUCUGACCCGGACUGCCAGCAUAAAGCUUCCAGCUUCGAAGCUGAGCCGUGUGCAGAUCCCCUAAACACAAAAUGCUACUCAAGGUUCACGUCUAGUGGUGCGAUAGAACGUGGUUGCCUCGCCGAUCUUGUUUCCAAUGAUAGGGUACGCUGUCUGUCUGGUGUAGAUUGUCUGGUUUGUUCGUCACCAACCGGAACCUGCAACAAUCUGGAGUACCCGGUCAACCCGGAACAAAAACUCCAAUGCUACCAAUGUGUUUCGACCCAAGACCAGACCUGUAAAGGGUCUCAGAUCGGGAAAACACUUAAUGAGUGCUCAACGUUUAACUCUCAGAACCAGUGUUAUACGAUUGUUGCGGCCAACGGAGACACGGUGCGUAAGUGUUCGACCCAAUCACGAGACGUGGAAUGUGCCGGAUCGCAGCUCUGUGAAGUUUGUAAGUUCAAUGGCUGCAAUAACCGUCCGUCUACGGAGAUCACCCCGUACAAUACGACCACCACAACUCCGGCACCUACCAAAUGUGGGGCUACAGGACUCCUGGGAGCCGGAAGUAGUAAUUUGUUUGCAGUACUGGCAACAAGUUUGCUGAUGGUAGUUGCUUCAUCGAUCUUCAAAGUGUAAAGGAUAGAAAAUAGCGGAAAAAUUAAGAAUGGAAAAUACAAGACUUGUACUCAGUUA